GUGGUUAUAAGAACCAAUAGAUUAGUCUUGGUUUAUCAGCACAUUGCAAAAUGUUUGUAUAUUUUAUAUAUUAAUGUGUUAGAUUAUAGCAAGGGGUGAGAAAGCGUUUAGAUUUGGGUUGAACUGUUUGGGCAGUGCUAGCAACAGGCUAGCUAUAAGUCUUAAGCUGGUUAAGUACAGCUCGCAGCAAAUUGUAAAUAUAUGAUCAAUAUAACUACACAUUUAGCCGGAAUUUUCAAUUAUUAGGUCAAACUUAAUCUUAGUAAAUGCGGCAUUAUUUCGGCGGGAGUAAAACCAAAUUGAAAGGAUUAUCGCCAUAGGCCGCAUGUCAUCCCGGACUUUUCCUGUGGGUGAACACCAGGAGAGGAAGCAAACCGCGCGGACUGCACUUCGAAAAUCUCCGGUUAGCUAGAGCUGGCUAACACUAGCAGCCACUUCCUUUGCAGUUUUUAGUGCAAACAAUGGCUGGGGUGUGUGGUUGUUGCUGUGGGGCUUUCAGGCCCCGAUACAAGAGGCUGGUCGACAACAUUUUUCCUGAGGAUCCCGAGGACGGAUUGGUGAAAGCCAACAUGGAGAAGCUGACGUUCUACGCUCUGUCAGCUCCAGAGAAACUGGACCGGAUAGGAGCGUACCUGUCUGAGAGACUGUGUCGGGACGUGGCCAGGCACAGAUACGGAUAUGUGUGUAUUGCUAUGGAGGCUCUGGACCAGUUGCUGAUGGCGUGUCACUGUCAAAGCAUUAACCUGUUUGUGGAGAGCUUCCUAAAGAUGGUUCGCAAACUGCUGGAAGCUGACAAGCCCAACCUGCAGAUCCUGGGAACCAACUCGUUUGUUAAGUUCGCCAACAUUGAGGAGGACACGCCCUCAUAUCACCGGAGUUAUGAUUUCUUCGUGUCGCGCUUCAGUGAGAUGUGCCACUCUAACUAUGAGGAUCCGGACAUUCGCACGAGAAUCCGUAUGGCUGGUAUUAAAGGACUGCAGGGCGUGGUGAGGAAGACGGUCAACGAUGAAUUACAGGCCAACAUCUGGGACCCUCAGCACAUGGACAAGAUCGUCCCGUCUCUGCUCUUCAACCUGCAGUCUGGAGAAGGCACCGAGAGUCGCUCUCCGUCUCCGCUGCAGGCCAGUGAGAAGGAGAAGGAAAGCCCGGCCGAGCUCACAGAGCGCUGCUUUCGGGAGCUGCUGGGUCGUGCUGCCUACGGGAACAUCAAGAACGCCGUGACCCCUGUACUCAUGCACCUCGAUAAUCACUCUCUGUGGGAGGGAAAAAGCUUUGCCGUGCGCUGCUUCAAAAUCAUCAUGUAUUCCAUUCAGCCUCAGCACUCUCACCUGGUCAUCCAGCAGCUGCUCGGUCAUCUCGAUGCCAACAGUAAGACUUCGGCUACGGUGCGAGCUGGCAUAGUGGAGGUUCUCCUGGAGGCUGCGGCUAUAGCAGCCAGUGGAUCUGUAGGCCCGACGGUUCUGGAGGUCUUUAACACGCUGCUCAGGCACCUGAAGCUCAGCGUGGACUACCAGCUCAGCGGCUCUUACGACAGCACCACCACCGUGGGCAACAAAACCAUCAACGCGCACCGGGAGAGGCAGCUCCAGGAGGCUGUUAUCAAGACCAUAGGUUCCUUCGCCAACACUCUGCCCACGUACCAGCGCUCUGAAGUCAUGCUCUUCAUCAUGGGGAAGAUUCCCAUCCCAGGCGUGCACAUAACAGUGCCGUCUACAGGAUCUGGGUCUGAGGGUGACCGAAUGAUCCAGGUCAUGCUGCUGAAGUCUCUGAGACAGGUGACCAGCGGCUUUCAGAGCACCAACAUGCUGACCGCUCUGCCGAGCUCGUUUCUGGACCCACUUCUGUCCUUCGCCCUGCUGGAGGACGCCGACAUUCGCCUGCUCAUCCUGGAGGUUCUCGUCAGCCUCAUCGAUCGCCAUGACAACCUCCCCAAGUUUUCCACCGUCAGAAUAAUCUCAGACAUCUCUGUGCUGAAACUGAAAAUGGAGAAGUGCUCCCGUCAGGACAACCUCUUUAUGAAAAAGCACUCCCAGCAGCUCUACAGACACAUCUACCUGUCGUGUAAGGAGCAGAACUGCAGGCAGCCGCACUUUGAGAAGCUCUACUCGCUCCUGGCCCUCAUCAGCAUAGAGCUCGCUAAUGAGGAGGUGGUGGUGGACCUCAUCCGUCUUGCUUUGGCCCUCCAGGACUUGGCUGUGGUCAGCGAGGAGACGUUGCCUGUGUACAACCGCUGUGCUGUUCAUGCCCUCUCCGCUGCAUACCUCAACCUUAUAUGCCAGUUAACCACAGUGCCUGCCUUCUGCCAGCACGUUCACGAGGUGAUUGAGAUGAGGCAGAAGGAAUCACCGUGCAUGUUACCCGAGGACGUCUUUGUUGAGAAUCCAACAGUCCCCGAGACCCUGGAGAAGCCAGAAGGUGAAGUGCUGUUCCAGCAGGCGAAGAUCGCCGAGGUGCUCGGAGGCAGCGGAUAUAACACCGAACGACUGGCCACGUCUUACAUUCCCCAGUUCACAGAUGAAGACCGACUGUCGAAGAGGAAGAGUGUCGGAGAAACCAUUUCUCUACAGGUGGAGGUGGAGUCCAGGAACAGUCCAGAGAAGGAGGAGAGAACACCAGCUGAGGAAAUCACAUUCGAGGCUCUCAAGAACGCCAUAGUGGACAGCGUGGGCAUGGAGGAGCAGGAGAGAGAGCGAAGGAGGCAGGUGGUGGAGAAAUUUCAGAAAGCCCCCUUCGAGGAGAUUGCUGCCCACUGUGGAGCAAGAGCCACAAUGCUCCAGAGCAAACUGAGUCAAAUCUUUGAGAUCACAAUCAGGCCUCCUCCCAGUCCUUCCGGCACCAUCACGGCGAGCUACGGUCAGACGCAGAGCCGCUCGGUCCCCAUCUAUGAGAUGAAGUUCCCUGACCUGUGUGUGUAUUAGGACCGGAACCAUGUGACCGUGCUGAGUCGGUGUAUCUACGUUAAUCAUGUGCAGUAAAUGAGAAAUGACACUGGGCUGUC
Trichomycterus rosablanca is the source of this 2998-nucleotide messenger RNA. RefSeq names its product EFR3 homolog Bb (S. cerevisiae) (gene efr3bb). NCBI's taxonomy places the organism in Eukaryota, Metazoa, Chordata, Actinopteri, Siluriformes, Trichomycteridae. Gene Ontology annotation, cellular component: plasma membrane. The coding region runs from base 462 to 2918 and encodes 818 amino acids. The transcript has 23 exons. The record is from RefSeq and is a predicted model, not a curated record. Gene Ontology annotation, biological process: protein localization to plasma membrane.